Rhopilema esculentum is the source of this 6766-nucleotide messenger RNA. RefSeq lists its product as uncharacterized. Lineage: Eukaryota; Metazoa; Cnidaria; Scyphozoa; Rhizostomeae; Rhizostomatidae. The record is from RefSeq and is a predicted model, not a curated record.
UAUUCUAACCUGUUAAAAUUUGAAGAGUUCUUUCAAAAUUUGUCUUACUAAAAUAGAGAUACUUUUAUAAACUGUAUUUGUUGCAUGGAAAUGAUAAUAUUUGUUAAACAAUUUCCUUAAACGUACAGCAUGCAUCAAAUAUCUGUUGCUACCUAUUUCUCAAGAUGAUGUGUGUUUCUUUGUUGGAAUAAUUUCUAGAUGAAUAUUUGAUCGUAAAAUUCAUUAUAGAAAUAGUUGAGUGUGACUUCCUUGUUGAAUGUUGAAUGAAAAACAACACCUUGUCAUGAGAAAACAUUGGACGUUAUGCGAGACCUUUUUAAUUAUAUCAGGAAAAUGACCAAGAUUUUAUAGAAGGGGCAAAGAGAAAGAAAAAUAUUAAGUCUUUGGACCAGUUAGAGAGGAUGAAAUCGUCCAUCUGCUGACAUUUUAGUGAAAAAAAUGAAUGAUAGCGAUGAUAUGGUCCACAAAAACAUUGAAACAGAUUUUAAAAGGUUCAUUCGAAAAGCACAAAAAGCUGAAGCACAAGAAACUUCUGUACUUUACCUCCCAUAUGAGGUUCUUGUUAGUAACAAUAUCAGUAUCAAUUCAUUGCUAGAAACAAUUUCAAUGUUGGGCAAAGGUGUGAUGAAAAUUCAGUUAUUGGACUGCUUUUUUAUUCACAACUCCAGCCUUUUCGAUAUGUCCUUAUAUCAAGACUUUGUCCCAACAAAAGGCUGUGAGGUGGUGUGUCCCAAUCUGAAAAAAAUAAGGUAAAAUUGUUGCAUAGGUAAAAUUGCUUCAAAGGGUGCAUUUUUCAACAAACUGGAAUCAUUCAUAUUUGAAAAUUUCCUCACCCUUCUGUGGAGACCAAAGUGCCAUCUCAGGUAGUACAAAAAUUGAGACGUUUUAUCAUGAUAAAGGACACAUACUUAUCAUAGAAAAUAAGCCAACAGCUCUAAUUUUCAAUAUAGGUAGUAAAUAAUGUAUUUUUUCUACUCGCUAAUUGAAUUUUUGUAGCUGCUAUAUAAGCAAAGUUUUAAGCCUCCAAUUAAUUUUUCAAUGACCCACAAGAUUUGCUUUGUUUCUGUUUUUAUAAAUAUAUUGCUCUGAUUUGCACAUUUGUUGAUAAGGACGCUCGGUAUUUGCUUGGGCCUGGGGAACUUAACAAUGUUAAUAUGGUCCUGUGUUUGACAAUUUAAAACUUUCCAAGCAUUAAAUCUUUUUCUGUACAAGUCUACAAGAGAGACAAAAUGAAAUGUUAAAUAUACCUAAUUAGUCCAGUAAAACUAAGUCAAAAAAUGGUCGAACCUCAAACAAAUUGCAACAGAAACGAAAUAAUGGUUGUUUGGCUAAUUAAACUAUGCUCUAUAACAUAUGAAAAGUCCUAAGAAAUUCUAGAAGUAGAAAGUGUCCAAAUUGCCAGCUGAAUUAAGGUGGUUUAGCUAAAAAAAAUUCAUGGAUUUUAAACGUAGAAGUCAAAGUCGAGAAGGCAUAUGGGUUUACAAUGACUCUCGUAGUAUUUCCAUUAAAUCUACCAAGAUAAUUACCCACUCUUGAAUAGAUAUUUAUUCAACAUCGUGCUUACUUAAUUGUGAUGUUUACUUUAUUUGGGGAAGUCCUCUCGAACCAUUUCAAAACAAAUCUUGGUGAAGGAGCUGUUGCGAUCGAGCAUAUGAUCAAAUUGCAUGUUGACCUUGAAUCUUGACCAGAGAACCUGUUUGUUGCUUGCGUUAUUUCUUCUUUGUGCAGAUAAUAAAACGUAGUCUACAACCGGCAAAAUGGUCUGCAUGACAGUUACGUAAGUUGGAGUGUGUUAUCUGCAAAAAACCAAUCUGGAACAUAGCAGCAGGUGUCGUUCUUCGUCAGAAAGGUGCAAAUGGAAUCAACAACGCAAGUAAAGAGCGAGGCGACGUGAUAAAUGUUACUGCUGGUCAAUCAGUUCACAAGGAUUGUCGUGCAAAUUUCACAAAGCCACAAAAUAUAGCAGCGGCUGCAAGAGAGACCUCCCAAGCAAGGGGCAAGCGUUUACUUCGAUCUGAAGCUCAGAAAUUCAACUUUAAAGAGCACUGUCUGUUUUGUGGUGAGGGGGACCGCUACCAAGGGAAGAAGAAGGACUUUUCUCUUGUACCGGUGAGGACCUUCGAAUUUCAGAAUACAGUUUCCGAAAUAUGCAAUGAAAGAAAUGAUGAAUGGGCAAGAAAGGUCGCUGAGAGAAUUGAAUCGGCUAUUGAUCUUCACGCUGCAGAUGCUUUGUACCACCAAAAAUGCAGUGUAAACUUUAGGACAAGAAAAGGAAUCCCUUUAGUUUUCACAUCAAAUCAAGAAGGCGCAGCACCUCAAAAGAAGACGAAGCGUGGCAGACCACUGGAAGAAAUGCAAAAUUAUGCCUUUGAAAGGGCUAUGGAAUUUUUUGAACAAAAUGACGAGGAACAGCUCACCGUUUAGUUGAAGAUUUAGUUGAAAAAAUGGCUGACUUCCUUCAGGAAUCUAAAACUUCUUCAUACAGUGCUGUAUACAUGAAGAAGAGGAUCAAAGAACGUUUCGGAGAAGAUGCUAUUUUCACAGAGCUGGAUGGAAGAACUGAUGUUGUAACCAUGCGACCCUUUGCUGCAAAAAUUCUGCAAAAGUUCUAUAAUGAGCCAAAGAAGGAGGACGUUAAGGAAGAAGAGAUGGGUGUGGUUAAAGCAGCGGCAGCAUGCCUAAAGAAUGCCAUUAAGUCAUGUCCCACCUCAAAGGAAUAUUAUGCAAGCAACAGUGAUAUAUCAUCUAUUGAAAAUGCAAUGUCCUACCUACCAGAGUCACUGAUCUUGUUACUUGACACAAUUCUUGUUGGAAAAGAUAAAAAAAGUAAGAUUGCCUCAAUUGGUCAAGCAAUCGUGCAGGCGGCGAGACCUAGAACAUUGAUUGCACCUUUACAACUUGGUCUUGGGGUUCAAAUGCACCACCACUUUGGAUCGAGAUUUCUGGUCGACUCACUUCAUAGGCAUGGAUUUUGUUGCUCCUAUUCAGAAGUGCAAGCUUACGAAAGGAGUGCAGCUAUCAAAGAUGGAGUUGAGCUGAAUAUCCCUGAGGGAUAAACGCUAGUUCAAUAUGUUGCAGACAACGUCGAUCACAACAUUAGAACUAUUGACGGAAGAAAUACUUUUCAUGGAAUGGGAAUGAUUGCCACUAUCACCCCAAGGAGUGCUGCCCGUCCUUCAACAUUUAUCCCAAGGCGAUGCAACAUAUCAUCUGAUGAAAUAGCAGCCAUCGGUGCAAUUAACAUCAAGCAGUACAAUAUAGCCAAUAACCAACUCAACAUCAGGUACGAUCAGUUGCUCUCAAAUGAAAUUGUUGAUCCAACAUCAAAAUUGGAUCUCUUAUGGCAAGUUUCUUGGUUGCUGAACCCAAGAAGGCCAUCAUGGUCUGGAACAAUGCAAUGGUGCCACCAGGGGGAGUAUCCAGGCAAGUCAUCUGUUAUCUUUUUGCCAAUGAUCGAUUUGGAUCCCAGCAAUGUCACUUGUAUUCACUCUACCUUAGACUUGGUUUCUCACCAUGCCAAAAAAUAUGAUGUGACACCGAUUCUCACUUUUGAUCAGUCGCUAUGGUGGAAAGCCAUUUGUAUCAUCAAAGGGGAGCCAAUUGAUAGCCCUUUGCAUCAAAUAAUUUUGCGACUUGGAGCUUUUCAUACAGAAACGAGUUUCCUCGGAAGUAUUGGAUAUCUCAUGAGAGGGUCAGGAUUGCAAGAAUCUCUCGAGCUUAUAUAUGCUGAUAAUGUUGUCCCACAUAUUCUCACUGGUAAAGCUAUCUCCCGAGCAGUACGUGGCCAUCAGUUAGUCGAAACAGCUCUUAAUGCUAUUUUGUUAUCGAAAGCCUGUGAUGUACCAUUGCCUACAGAUGCUGACAGAGAGCAGGAUGCUGUCGAUACAAAAGGAGAGGCUCCAGAGGCUCAACAGCGUGACAGAGGUGCAGAGGCAGCUGCUGAGUUAGAAACCCCAGAAGUAUCCAGUGAUUUGAGGAAUUUGAAAGUUAUGUUUGAGUCACUGAUGCGAGGAAGGGUUUCUAUGGGAUAUGUUUGUCAAUCACAUGAUUUUGAGGAUGUAAGGCAGAAGAUACUCGAUGCCAAAUCGUCUUCAAGCAAUUCCAGGACAAGAAAGCUUUGGUUGCAGUACCUUGGAAUGAUAGAGAUUCUUCGCACAUUUAUCAAAGCUGAGAGGACCGGAGAUUGGAACCUGCACUUGCAAACUGUUCAAGCUAUGUUGACUUACUUUGCCGCCUCGGGACACAACCUCUACACCAAGAGUGCACGAAUAUAUUUGCAAGAAAUGAGCAAGCUAAAGGAUGAUCAUCCACGUGUCCAUGAUGCCUUUGAGAAGGGAUUCCAUGUUAUCAGACGCUCUGAUCGUUAUUGGGCUGGAUUAUCCUCAGACCUCAUCAUAGAACAAGUUUUGAUGCGAAGCCUUAAAACCUCUGGUGGCUUGACAAGAGGAAGGGGAAUGUCCGAAACACAGAGGCUGAUCUGGUUGUUAUCCAUGCCAGCAACUGCUGAGAUCAAUGAAGCUAUGCAAGAGUUUACUGAAGUUACUUUCAGCAGCAGUGAGCAACAUAAAGAUACGUCAGAAGCGAGAAUUAGCAGAGAUUUGAAAGACACAAAUUCACUUCUUUCAUUCUUUCAGGUAAGAGAUCCAUUUAGUGACGACUGCAGUCUUCGCAACAUUGUGACAGGGGUAACAGCAAUAGAUACAGUCAAUGCUGACGUUGCAAAAGAAGUUGGAAACAAGAUUCUUGAAAAGAUGACAGGUCAAUAUUGCAAAGAUUUUGUGUUCAAAAGAGCAAACCAGGCCAUUACGCUUGAUGCAAAAAAGCACCCAAAGGAAACAGAUGGAGACAUUCAUGUAGGACCCCAGCUGUUAUUUCAAAGACUUAUUGCCGUUAAAAGUCAUACCAUUGAAGAUACAUCAAAACUUUUCAGCUACGAGCUCUGUUCUGUUCCAGCAUCUUUAUUUGAAACAAAUGGCUCCUCGAGAAAAGCUAACAAGCCCGUCCUGGCGAGUACCAUAAGAAAAAUGGUUGACACAGAGAUUGAAAUACCAUCGCAGCCAGUAAGGUAUGUUUUAGAUGGGGGCUCUUUGCUGCAACGGAUAUCUUGGAAGCGUGGAGCAUCAUAUGCCUCCAUUAUCGAUAGUUAUGUGGCAUAUGUGAAAAGGAAGUACACAAAAGCUUUCAUAGUUUUUGAUGGGUAUACCGCUGGUCCUUCGCCCAAGGACAUGACACAUCAACGAAGAGUUGGCUUGUCGUCUGGAACAACGGUGAAAUUGGAAGAAAAUAUGCCUCUUACUAUAAGGAAAGAAACCUUUCUUGCAAACAAAGAAAACAAGCAAAGGUUUAUCAACAUGCUUGCAGCAAAGUUGAAGGCAGAGGGCUGUGAUGUCUACCAUGCUGAUGCUGAUGCUGAUCUUCUGAUUGUUCAAAAAGGGAUUGAGCCCUCAGUGGAAGAAGAGACGGCGGUGAUUGGUGAAGACACAGAUUUGCUAAUUUUGCUCAUUUACCACGCAAACAAAGAGUCGAAAAAAAUCUACUUCUACUCUGAGUCCAAGCAGAAUGCUAGAGGUACAAAUGUCUGGGAUAUUAAACUAUGUAAGGAAUUGUUGGGCAAAGAUAUAUGCAACAAUAUUUUGUUCCUACAUGCCAUUCUUGGGUGCGACACAACAUCUAGCUUGUAUGGCAUCGGUAAAGGGUUAUCGUUGAAGAUAUUCCAACAAAAUAAACACUUACAACGACAGGCUGCAGUGUUCCAGAAUGAUCUUGCCAACUCCGAGGAAAUAGCAUCUGCUGGCGAGCAUGCCCUCGUUUGCUUAUAUAAAGGAAAGGAAGGUGAAGGACUCGAUGCCUUGCGUUACAAUACCUUCUGUGAUAAAGCUAUUUCUGGUAAAUCUGUUAUCAGCCCACAGGUACUUCCACCCACCUCUUCUGCUGCUAAGUAUCACAGUUAUCGAGUUUUCGCUCAAGUAAUGCAAUGGAAAGGAAGAGAUCUCGAUCCUACAGAAUGGGGGUGGAUCAUUGAAAAAGGGAAAAUGAUGCCUUUGCAAACUGAUCUUCCAUACGCACCAGAAGAGCUCCUCAAGUUGAUCAGCUGUAAUUGCAAAAAGGGGUGCGCAAAUCUUCGAUGCAGUUGCAAAAAGAAUGGUCUGAAAUGCACAACGUGUUGCGGAGAAUGUCGCGGAGUGAGCUGCGAGAACGCCAUGCAGGCAGAUAUGGAAGAAAAUUUGGAGGACAGUUUGUGAAUAAUUUAGAAUGACCAAUAUCUAAUUAAUUUGUUUGAUAAUUUUUCGUUUUUGAUUAUUUAGAUAAUUGGUUUGGUUUAGUUUGGUAUAGUUUGGUUGUUUUCGUAUUUUGGCUUGAAAUCAAAAGCGUCAAUCGCAUUCAAGACUCAAAAUAGAGAAAUAAUACCCUUGUUAGUCCAAAUUUCAUGAGACUUUGCAAAGCGAAAAUCAUUUUGUAGAUAGGUAAGACGAAUUAAGACGAGUUAAGACGAGUGCAUAAUUACUGAGCGACUCCAAAAACGCCUAAUUUGGUAGAAGACCAUAUUUUGCAGCAUUCACCAUAUUUCAAAAUUUAGCCAAUGUACUACCUUAAAUGGCAUUUAAAUUUUCCAAUGUUCCACUUCAAUGAUUUUCUAGGACUUUUUUGCUCAAGGUAUAAAUACAUUUUGUAAUCUUUUUAGCAUGUAUUCAUUCCUGUUGCAAUUUGUUUGAGCUUACACCACAAAUUGACUGGACUAAAUCCUCAGGUUCACAGCAUAAUUAUU